Molecule: messenger RNA, 1335 nt
Organism: Lotus japonicus
Lineage: Eukaryota; Viridiplantae; Streptophyta; Magnoliopsida; Fabales; Fabaceae
Exons: 9
Coding region: 324-1175 (283 amino acids)
Molecular function (GO): phosphoprotein phosphatase activity
Source: RefSeq, a predicted model, not a curated record
UUUCCGCUUCUCUAAACUAUUCCUAAUCAACAACCAACAACCUUGAAGCAUAAGGGUCCAUGCUUUCUUUUUUUUUUGUAUUUUUUUAUUUCCUAUUUCUUUCGUUUACAAGUCAAGAAGAAAGAAGUCAUUCUCCUUGUUUCUUUCAAAGUUGCAGAGUUUUGUAGAGACUUUGUCUGGCUAGCUCUCGCAGGAAUUUGCUUAAUCCCAACUGAACAGAGCAAGUGAAUUGAAGGGGCUGGCAUGGUUCUAAAUAUUGAAGAUGCCAGUCAAUUAAUGGAGAGAUAGAACACUACAAGGGUUCCCUGGAUCAUCAAUUUAAGAUGGAGAAAAUAGUGAAUGAUGAAGUAAUUAGUGUCAAAGUGAGCAAAUUAUCUAUAACUUCCAUAAAUGAAAUGGAAGAAAAUCAGCCAAAAAAGCUGCAAAUUUCUUCAGUUGAAAGACCCAUUAGAUGUUUGAAGAAAAAGCUUCUUGUUCUUGAUGUGAAUGGGCUUCUAGUAGACAUAGUCUCUCCCCCUCCAAAGCAUAAAAAAGCAGAUGCAACCAUAGCAAGGAAAGCAAUAUUCAAGAGGCCUUAUUAUCUUGAGUUUCUUAACUUCUGUUUCGAGAAUUUUGAAGUGGGUGUGUGGUCUUCCAGAACCCAGAAAAAUGUCGACAAUGUCAUUGAUUAUUUGAUGGGAAACAUGAAACAGAGGUUGCUGUUUUGUUGGUCUUAUAGAUGCUUACAUGGAAUAUCAUUUUAUCAAGCAAAGGGCCAUUCUUAUUGUACUGAAACAAGUUUCAAAACUCUUGAAAACAAGCACAAGACUUUGGUUUUCAAGGAUUUGAGGAAAAUUUGGGAGAAUUCUGAUCCUAGUGCUCAGUGGGAGAAGGGAUAUUAUAAUGAAUCAAAUACAUUACUAUUGGAUGAUUCUCCCUACAAAGCAUUGCUUAAUCCUCCACGCACCUCAGUCUUUCCGCAUACAUACAAAUUUGAGAAUCAGAACGACAAUUCACUAGCGGUUGAAGGCGAUAUGCGGCAAUAUCUAGAAGGUUUGGCAAAUGCUGACAAUAUGCAAAAGUAUGUUGAGGAACACCCAAUUGGUCAGGAAAGCAUCAGGGAAAGCAGUGAAUUUUGGAGCUUUUACCUUCAGGUUAUUGAUAGUGUUUCAGCCUCUUCUCAACCUAAAUGGUGAAAAUGUCAACUUGAAUAUCAAUGUACACAAUCCAAGGUAUAUAGUUGUUCCAAAAGAAAAGUAGCGAUAUGGAAGGAUUUUUUUGUUUUGUUUUGAAAACUACAUGUCAUCUUUGAUGGAUUUGUAUCCUCUUAUUAUAAUACAUUUUUGUGUUUUACAA